Messenger RNA from Fusarium vanettenii 77-13-4, 1230 nucleotides. RefSeq lists its product as uncharacterized. NCBI's taxonomy places the organism in Eukaryota, Fungi, Ascomycota, Sordariomycetes, Hypocreales, Nectriaceae. Bases 1 to 1230 code for a protein of 409 amino acids. The record is from RefSeq and is a predicted model, not a curated record. The transcript is spliced from 3 exons.
AUGCCAGAGUCAAGCGAUUACCCGAAGCGACCGGUUCUCAUAGACAUUGAGACCGGCUUCACUUUUUCUGCCGGGCGCUUCAAGGUCACUAAUGGAAAUGUGAUCCGAAUCAAAGGUUCCCGCCUACGGGCCCUCUUCAACCCCGCAAGCCUCCCCCAGAGACAUGAGCGGGAGAAGGCGGAAAAGGCUGCAGAGGUUCUGUCAAAUAAAGCGUUUGUGGCUGGACAGUUGAAGCAUUACGGAAUUAAAUUUCCAUCGACAGCUAAACUGGGUGCCAUUCGUGAUAUUCUAAGACGUGCGGUAGAUCAAGGCAAGUGCGAUCGGGUCCCGCCGUUUCUGAGGAGAGUUGAAGAGACAAUGAGACGCGACAUUGAGAUUCUGGACGCGGAAUGGGAGACCAAGAUUGAGACCUGGCGAGAAAACAGGUUUGCGGCAGCCGGUGAAAGAGCCCAGAACGACAUCAAUGACUUUCUCGACUUGUAUUUUUUAACCAACGGCUACCCGGAUCCCAGCAAAACACCAGCACCUCUUGCGUUGUGUGGAUACCGAGACCUCCACACAAUUUACGUAGAGGCCGGCAAGGUACCUGGUCUUUCACUCGUCAGUGGCGGUUCUGCAAACAACCAAGUUCUAUGUGUCGGUUGGAACUAUCUCGCUGUUUCCAAGCUUGCAAGCACUUUCGGCAAAACGAAUCAAACGGACAAGAAUCCACAACAAGAGAACUAUUGCGAAGACGAUACGUAUGAUCAACACUAUGACGCCGUAUCAGGCCAGAACUUGGCCAAUGUCUCCAAGCCCCUGGACUUGGAGCAGCUGUUCGGCUCGUAUGUCAUCCAAUUUGAUGGUAUAUCUGAGAAAUGGCACAUGGUAGACGUCUUUACUCUAGACAUUGGUGAGCUCAAUGACGGAGUGCUGAUGGCGGCAUAUGAUUUCGGAGACGUUUAUGGAACAAUGAUCAUGACCCCUGGGCGCCUUUUCUAUUUAAUCCGCGGCCGCGCGAGGGGAGAAGAUGUCAUCUUCUAUGAUCCAGAGAGAGGCCACAUCGACAUCCUCGACGACGAAUGCACCAAACUUUCAGGCAUGGCUAAAACACUGGCGGAUAUGGGAUCAGACCUAGACUUCUGGGCGCACAAGGUGGCAGACGAGCCUAACAAGCACGUCCGAGCUUGGGGAGACUUUUCAGAGAAGGCGUAUGAGUUUGAGAGCAGGGACAGAUGGCGACGGCGUUGA